AUGGCGGAGAUACCGACCGGUGACUACAGCCACAUCCACCGGUCGAUCGAUCAGCUGCGCUCGAUGAACGAACGGGGCGUGCUGGGACAGCUGAACGCACUGCAGCAUGCGGCGGCCGCCGUUGGCAACGGGACCGACCUUCGAUCGGCACUCGUACACGACUACAAACCGUACAUCAGCGAUCUGCGCGCCAAUGCCACCAAUGAUCGGCUGAUCGACUAUGCCGUCGUCCAGAAGCAUCACCACCAUCAUCAGCAGCAGCAGCAACAGCAGCAACAGCAGCAGCAACAGCAACAUCAGCAACACCAGCAGCAGCAGCUUCCUCACCAACAGCAGCAACAACCGCAGCAGCAGCAUCAUCAGCACGGUCCGCCACAUCUGCUGGACGAUCGGACAGGGAACAAUAAUAAUAACAACAACAACCAUGAAACAGAUCUGCGCAUGGUGGAGGAUCACAAACCUCCACACUACAGUGCCCCGUCCACACCUCCCACGCCCCUAGCGAUCGUUGAGACGCAGAUGGCAGAACCGGUGAAGAGAUAUGGAAAAGGUCGCAAAAAGAUCUUCUCCGCCAAGGCCAACCUGGAGCUGCACGGUGGGUCGCUCCAGAUGCGCGAAACCAAACCGUACAAAUGCACCCAGUGCACGAAGUCGUUCGCCAACUCGAGCUACCUGUCGCAGCACACGCGGAUACACCUCGGCAUCAAGCCGUACCGGUGCGAGAUCUGCCAGCGCAAGUUCACGCAGCUGUCGCACCUGCAGCAGCACAUCCGGACGCACACCGGGGACAAACCGUACAAAUGCCGACAUCCCGGCUGCCCGAAAGCGUUCUCCCAGCUCUCCAACCUGCAGUCCCACUCGCGGUGCCAUCAGACGGACAAACCGUUCAAGUGUAACUCGUGCUACAAAUGCUUCACCGAUGAGGCCUCGCUGCUGGAGCACAUCCCGAAGCACAAGGACUCGAAGCACCUGAAGACGCACAUCUGCCAGCUGUGCGGUAAAUCGUACACGCAGGAAACAUACCUGGCCAAGCACAUGCAGAAGCACGCGGAAAAGGAGGAGAAGCGUCGCAACCGGGCGGCGGGCGGUGGCGGUGGCGGUGGAGCCGGCGGAGGAGGUGGUGGUGCUGGGGCGGGUGCGGGCGGUGCUAACUCGGCGGCCGGAUCGGGUGCGGGCGGAAACAAUAACAACAACAACAGCAGCAGUAACGCUAACAGUAACGCUAAUAACAGUGGCGCCGGAAGUCCAAACGGUGCCGGUACGGCGGGUGCGAAUGCGGCCGCAGUGGCGGCGGUGGCGGAUGCAGCCGCCGUUGGACUGGCGGGCCUGGCCGGGUUGGGCCUGAACCGGAUGGGUGGUAUGGUGGUGGGUAACGCGGCGGCAGCAGCGGCAGCGGUCGGGCUGGAACACCCGUACUGGCCGAAGGUUAGUCCGGAUUCGGCCGCCAGCUUAGCGGAGGCGAUGCAGCAACAGCAGCAGCAGCAGCAACAACAGUACGAUUUCAGCAGUAGUGGAGGUGCGAACGGUGGCGGUAAUGCCGGUGGCAACAAUGGUGGCGCGGGCAGUGCAGGUGGUGCGAACAAUGGUGCCGCGAACGAUCCGCAGCAUCAUCGUAACUUGAACGGGAGCAGCAGUUCCGCCAACUCGGCGGACGACGUCGGCGAAGACCUGGUGGUCAUCCGGCACAACUCCCAGGUGCAACAGCAGCAGCAGCAGCAGCACGUUAACAACCAAUCGAACUCCUCAUCCGCCUCGAACUCGUCCGCCUUCACGCCCAUCAAUGUGAUGCCGCCGCAUCUGAACAGUCUGGCGGCGGCCCACCAGCACCACCAGCAGCAGCUGGCUGCCGCCCAACAGCGGGCACCACCCUCGUACCUGUACGAUGCGAUUAGCUUCCAGAAUCAGAAAGCGAUCAACCAGAAUGCGGCAGCAGUAGCCGCGGCCGCCGCGAACGGAUUCCCGAACCAGCUGAUCUCCCUGCAUCAGAUCCGGAACUACGCGCACCAACCGGGCGGUGGUGGAGGUGGCGGAGGCGGUGGCCUUCUGUCCGGCGAACAUUUGCUAAUGGGUGGCGUUGGCAAGGUGGAAAAAUAG
Molecule: messenger RNA, 2094 nt
Organism: Anopheles marshallii
Lineage: Eukaryota; Metazoa; Arthropoda; Insecta; Diptera; Culicidae
Product: zinc finger protein squeeze
Exons: 4
Coding region: 1-2094 (697 amino acids)
Biological process (GO): regulation of transcription by RNA polymerase II
Cellular component (GO): PcG protein complex; transcription regulator complex
Molecular function (GO): RNA polymerase II cis-regulatory region sequence-specific DNA binding; DNA-binding transcription factor activity, RNA polymerase II-specific
Source: RefSeq, a predicted model, not a curated record